AUGCCCAUCCCCGUCCCCAAAGCCGACUCCCUCAAGGAACUCCUCUCCUUGAAGGGCAAAGUCGUCAUCGUAACCGGCGCCUCCGGCCCCAAAGGCAUGGGCAUCGAAGCCGCACGCGGCUGCGCCGAAAUGGGCGCCGACGUAGCAAUCACCUACUCCUCUCGCCCAGACGGCGGUGAGAAGAACGCCAAAGAGCUCUCCUCGGCCUACGGCAUCAAAUGCAAAGCCUACAAAUGCGACGUGGGCAACUACGACAGUGUCGCCGGCCUCGUCGCCGAGGUCAUCAAGGAGUUCGGCAAGAUCGACGCCUUUGUCGCGAACGCGGGCCGCACGGCUGACUCGGGGAUCUUGGAUGGAUCCGUCGAGAAGUGGAAUGAAGUCAUUCAGACGGAUCUCAAUGGCACGUUUCACUGCGCCAAAGCCGUGGGUCAUCACUUCAAGGAGAGAGGUACCGGGAGUUUUGUCAUCACGGCGUCGAUGUCGGGCCAUAUUGCGAAUUUUCCCCAGGAGCAGACGUCGUAUAAUGUGGCCAAGGCCGGGUGCAUCCAUAUGGCGCGCUCGCUGGCGAAUGAGUGGCGGGACUUUGCGCGCGUGAAUAGCAUCUCGCCGGGGUAUAUCGAUACGGGGUUGUCGGACUUUGUGGAUAAGAAGACGCAGGAUUUGUGGAAGAGUAUGAUUCCCAUGGGUAGAGAUGGCGAGGCGAAGGAGUUGAAGGGCGCGUAUGUGUAUUUGGUUUCGGAUGCUAGUACCUAUACGACUGGUACAGAUAUCAUCAUUGAUGGAGGUUAUUGUGUGCGAUAA
Molecule: messenger RNA, 801 nt
Organism: Mollisia scopiformis
Lineage: Eukaryota; Fungi; Ascomycota; Leotiomycetes; Helotiales; Mollisiaceae
Product: mannitol dehydrogenase
Exons: 1
Coding region: 1-801 (266 amino acids)
Cellular component (GO): intracellular anatomical structure
Molecular function (GO): oxidoreductase activity, acting on NAD(P)H, oxygen as acceptor
Source: RefSeq, a predicted model, not a curated record